AUGUCCACCAACUUUGAAAAGCACUACCAAAAAAUUGUCGAAGAAAACAACCUAGAACAAUUAAGAGACAUCUUAGUUAGCAAGGACUCUAUUUUAUCUAACAGAUUCAGAGCUUUAUUCAACUUGAAGUGUGUUGCUGAAGAUUUAACCAAAAGGGAGGACGCCGACAAGGCCGUUAAGUACAUUGCUGAAUGUUUCAUUGAUGACAGUGAAUUACUAAAGCACGAGCUUGCCUACGUCUUAGGUCAAACCAAGAACAUGUCUGCUUGUCCAUUAUUAAGAGAAGUCAUGCUAGAUGCCAACCAGCAACCAAUGGUCAGACACGAAGCUGCAGAAGCUUUAGGUGCUUUAGGUGACAAAGAAUCUUUGCCACACUUAACUCAAUGUUUAGAAAACGACCCACAUCCAGCUGUUGUCCAAACUGCCGAAUUAGCCAUUGCCAGAAUCCACUGGGAACACAGUGCUGCUGCUGAAUCCGAAAAGCUACAAGAAUCAUUAUACGAAAGUACCGAUCCAGCUCCACCAUUAGCCUUGAACAAAGACUACAAGAUCAAGGAAUUACAAGAAUUAUUAUGUAACCAAGACAAGCCAUUAUUCGAAAGAUACAGAGCUAUGUUCAGAUUAAGAGACAUUGGUACCACUGAAGCUGUUUCUGCUUUAGCCACUGGUUUCGAUGAUCCAUCUGCCUUAUUCAAGCACGAAAUUGCUUACGUCUUUGGUCAAAUGGGUAACCCAGCUGCUGUCCCAAGAUUAGUCGAAGUCUUAGCCCGUAUGGAAGAAGCCCCAAUGGUUAGACACGAAGCUGCCGAAGCGUUAGGUGCCAUUGCUACUCCAGACGUCGUUCCAGUCUUGAAGGCUUACUUAAACGAUCCAGUUGAUGUCGUCAGAGAAUCCGCUAUCGUUGCCUUAGACAUGUACGAAUAUGAAAACAGUAACGAAUUAGAAUACGCUCCAACUGCUUAA
Messenger RNA from Kazachstania africana CBS 2517, 963 nucleotides. RefSeq names its product deoxyhypusine monooxygenase (gene LIA1). NCBI's taxonomy places the organism in Eukaryota, Fungi, Ascomycota, Saccharomycetes, Saccharomycetales, Saccharomycetaceae. The transcript has a single exon. Gene Ontology annotation, molecular function: deoxyhypusine monooxygenase activity. The record is from RefSeq and is a predicted model, not a curated record. Gene Ontology annotation, biological process: peptidyl-hypusine biosynthetic process. The coding region runs from base 1 to 963 and encodes 320 amino acids.